AUGAAAAUUAGGUAUGAUUUGUUAUCCAGAAAGUAUAGUGUUGUGGAAUUUGUUGCUGAUCAUACCCAUGUGACUUCAACUCCUAGUAAGACCCAUCUUUUUAGGUCUCAUGGGAAAAUCUCUCUUGCACAAAUUGUUCAAGCUGAUAUGGCUUACGAUUCAGGAAUCAAUCCAAAAAAAACUCUUGAACUAUUGAGUAGACAAGCUGGUGGACGUGAGCAUUUGGGAUUUAUUCCAGAAGAUUAUAGGAAUUAUUUACGUUCAAAGCAAACAAGAGAAAUGAAGUCAGGGGAUACUGGUGGUGUUUUAGAAUAUGUACAAAGAAUGCAGUUGAAUGAUCCAAAUUUUGUUUAUGCAAUACAAGUGGAUGAGGAUGAUUUGAUAACCAAUAUUUUCUGGGCUGAUGCAAAGAUGAUGGUAGACUAUGAUUACUUUGGUGAUGUAGUAUGUUUUGAUACCACUUACAAGAAAAAUAAAGAAGGCAGACCUUUUGCGAUGUUUGUUGGUGUCAAGAAUCAUAAGCAAACACUUAUAUUUGCUAAGCAUCUUAGUAAUGUGACGUUUGAGAAAUUUAAGGAUUUUGCUGAAGACUUUAGCAGUAUCAUAUAUGAUUAUGAAGAUGUUGAAGACUUUUUAAUUGCUUGGAAGAAGAUGCUUGAAAAAUACAAUCUCCAAGAAAAUAAAUGGUUAGGCCGGUUAUUUGAUUUGAAGGAGAAAUGGGCUUUAGUUUAUGGGCGAGAAACAUUCUGCGCAGAUAUUACCACCACCCAACGCAGCGAAAGCAUGAAUAAUUCUAUCAAGAAGUAUGUGAGUUACAAGUAUGAUUUGCUGCGAUUUUUUCGUCACUUUCAGAGAUUACUUGAUGACCGUCGUUAUAAUGAGUCAGUAGCAGAUUUUAAAGCAAGUCAGACCACUCCUGCAUUGUCAUUCCCAGUGAAAAUAUUAAGGAAUGCAGCAAAAGUGUACACACCAGCAGUGUUUCAAUGGUUCCAAGUUGAGUUGUGUAAAGCUCAUGACUGUACCUUGAAGUUAUUUGGUGAGAUUGGAACGAUGCGCAUAUAUGAAGUUAUCGCUCAUGGAAAGCGUUUCCACCAUACAAUUCUCUCGACAAAUAAUAUCAAGACCAUUCCUAGUCAACACAUCUCAAAGAGAUGGAUAAAGGAUAUUAGAGAUCAAAGAGCAAAGGUGUCUUGUCCAAAUGCAAAUGAUGAUGACCAGAAAGCAAAAAUAGCAAGGCUUUACAGAGAAUUGGCUCGAUUACAUACUGAACUUGCAACAAGUACUGCUGAAUCUGAUGAAGCUUAUGAAAUUGCUACAGUGGCCCUUCACAAGACAUUAGCAGAUGUUAAGGCAUCUUUAAAGAAAAAGAUCAAUCAAGAAGCACCUCAAGUUGCCUCACCGAUCAUCAAUAGUGCACUUGAGGUUAUUUUUGAUAAUUUUGAUGAUCAUAGGGUCAGAGGAAUCAAGGUUAAAGAAAGAAUUGUUCGUAAGGAGGAAUUUGUUAGACCAAAGAAUGCUCUGGAAAAGCUUUUAGGAAACAAAAGGCAUAAGAAAGAGGUAGAUACUUAUCGAGACACCAAAGAGAACCAAAAUUAG
Molecule: messenger RNA, 1596 nt
Organism: Rosa rugosa (rugosa rose)
Lineage: Eukaryota; Viridiplantae; Streptophyta; Magnoliopsida; Rosales; Rosaceae
Product: protein FAR1-RELATED SEQUENCE 2-like
Exons: 3
Coding region: 1-1596 (531 amino acids)
Biological process (GO): regulation of DNA-templated transcription
Source: RefSeq, a predicted model, not a curated record